GUGAGUGACACACGUCUGUGAGAGAAUGUUUGUCACAAAUAUUGGUAUAUCAAACCAAGUUAUCCUACGUUAACGUUCUGAUAAAACAGGUGAUGUAAAUAAAAUGUUAAAGGGAGAACUAUCGGGUAACGGGCAUAUUCAUGUUUUUCUCGCCAGUUUUUUAUUUUUUAGAAUCUGUGAAAGAAACAGAAUGACAUGUUUCUACUUAAUCCUUUCUUUUUCUGAAUCCAUUAAUAUUAACUUGCGCGUCUUUUGUUAUAUAUGUGAUGAAGUACGUAAAACACACUUCGACUAUUAUUGUCUUAUUAACGUUUCAUUUCAGAUUAUAUUUGGUUUUGAUCACAUCUAAGCAGGAUCAGUUGAAACAAGCACAACCCUUAAAACCAUUUAUUCCAUCAGAAACUGGAAAUAAAUCUCAUUUGGCAUUUACACUAUGCACAAAACGAAACGAUAAUACCUAUAUUCCACAUCUCGAAACAACAGUUAUUUCAGACACAAUGACCAAAGAAUCGCCAUUACGGCCAACACAUUUUACCGGUAUGAAUGACAUUAUAUUGGGUACAGUUGGCAGAAUUCAUCGGACAACCAACGAAGAUCUAAUUCCGUGUGAAUUUUUGUGCAAGAUUAGCGAUUUAGAUGCACAUGAAAUAACGUGUCGGCAGAAUUUAAUGCCUGCCGUCCAAGUUCAUUCAGAUGCAGAUGAAACUUUUCCGACUCAAGUGAACAAUUUUUUCCCGGCAUCACACUCAUCAUCAGCCGACAUAACAGCAGCAAUGGUAGGCGCUAUUAACACUCUUUGA
Molecule: messenger RNA, 800 nt
Organism: Didymodactylos carnosus
Lineage: Eukaryota; Metazoa; Rotifera; Eurotatoria; Philodinida; Philodinidae
Source: the annotation of a GenBank genome assembly